UGGGGGGGGGGGGAAUGAAGGACUGGAAUUGGAGGGGAGAUGGGAUGAAGUGUUGUUUUUCGGUUUUGGUUUUGGUUUUGGAUAAGAGGCGAGAGAAAAGGCGGGUUGAAUGAACUGUCUCUGGAUGGUCCAAGGGGGGCCAACAAGCUGGGACGAGGAUUGGAAAGGAGGGAGGGAAAGCGUGGGUCUGGCUUUUGGACGGAGGGAGCAAGAGGCAGUCGACGGAUGGAACGAUUGGGGCGGGCCUAGCAGAGACGAUUGUUUUUCGCUUAAACGCCGCGAGAGGAGUGGCAGCGGGCGUUGUUUGUUGUUGUUGGGCUGUGUGUGGGUUUUUGUUGCAGUGGGGUUUAUGGAUUAUGGAUUAUGGGAUUAUGGGAGAUGGGGAGAUGGGGACAUGGAGAUCAGGAGAAUGCGAUCGGGCGUGGGACCAGAAGGGAGUGGUUUGCGCCUUUUCGUUGGGGGUGGGGAAAGGGGAUUCAAGAGGAGUAGUCUUAGGAAGCAAGGCAGAGAGACCAGAGACACGACACAAGAGACAAGAGAUUAAG
Molecule: messenger RNA, 545 nt
Organism: Amorphotheca resinae ATCC 22711
Lineage: Eukaryota; Fungi; Ascomycota; Leotiomycetes; Helotiales; Amorphothecaceae
Exons: 1
Coding region: 125-544 (139 amino acids)
Source: RefSeq, a predicted model, not a curated record